UUUCGCUUGCCAUAUUCAUCAUGCAAAAAAAAGGAAGUUGAAAAAAAGAAGGUGUCUAAAACAAUGUACUACUCUUUUUUUUUCUUGGGGUUUUUUCCUUCGUAUUAUAUUGCACGGUUUUUCUUUCAGUCGCCCUGUUGCUUAUUGUUUUUCUCGGAGACUCUCACUAAGGACGCAUUUCAGCCCUUUUUAUUUUACGUUAUUGCCAUUACCAUUUUCUGAUUCAUCACCAUUGCACCUUCCUUGUGUUUUCCAACUUCUCGCAACGUGAAUUACUGAAAUGACCGAAACAUACAACAACACGCCUGUUAUCCGCUUACCAAAGAGCAAAUCCAGUUCGAUUCGUCCGGCCGCGCAGCCGUUUUAUCCCUUAUCGAUGUAUGAACCGGAUAGCAGUCUUGUUACGGAAACGUUGUAUUUUGAUCAACUGCCUGAUGGCAUUGCUAACGAAGAUAUCCGGUCGUUGUUGGGCUCUUGUCAACCGAUUGAGAUUCACAUUGGACCGAAGCGUGGUGAAGGAUUUUUGCGAUUUUCGAGUUCCAAAUUAGCCGAUAGGGCCUUCUCUCUUUAUAACGGAUUCACAUUUCUUGACGGAAAGAAGUUGCAGUUUCGGCUUUACCAUGAUGGUGCCUUUGAGCCCAAGCCUGAAGCGCCCAUUUUACAAGUGAAACAGUUGCCGGCGCAAAUGAAUAGUGAUGGUUUAUAUGAUCUAUUUCGUCCAUUUGGACCGUUGGCACUUUGUAAACCAAUAGUGGAAGGAGACGGCUUUCGAGGAACGGCGUUUAUUCAAUACUUUUAUCAAGAAGACUCUGAUAAAGCACAGCGGCAAUGGCACGACCAAACAUUGCAUGGGCAUACAAUCUACAUACAACCGUUUUCGCCUCGUGGUCCAAUGGAGCCAACCAACAAAACUUCAUUCUCUCCUCCGUCAUCAGUCAGCGACAAGACGGACAACACCUUUGUCGACUAUAUGAAUCUCUAUGUGAAGAAUCUGGACCCUGCCUUAACAAAUGCUGAUCUGUUCAAUCUGUUUCGCAACUUUGGCCGCAUCGUUUCGGCUCGAGUCAUGAGCAAUCCUGCUACGGGGCAAUCCAAAGGCUACGGCUUCGUCAGCUUUAGUAAGCCCGAAGAAGCUCAGGCAGCUUUGCGUGAAAUGAACAAUAAAAUGGUCAUUUCCAAACCGCUCAUCGUGGCCUUUCACGAACCCAAGAAACCUCGUCAGGACAGACAAGUCACGGCUUCUUCCCCUACUUAUCCUGCUUUCGCUACGCUUCGGCCUUCUCCACCCAGCACCACCACCAGUAAUAAUGCCACUUCCACUUUCGGUUCCCCGGACUAUGGUAUAACCAACCAUGGAGCACCUUAUUACCCUCAAGAUAUGAACAUGCCACUAGGUAUGAAUAAUAAUAACCCCAUGACCACGGAACCCAUGGAUCAGUUAGCAAUGCAGAUGCAUCUCAAAGAACUAGGGAUUGGACAGCAUCAUGCCCCACCACCACCGUCGGCACCACAACGAAAGUUAUCUUCAGGAGACCCUGCUGCUUUUCAAUCCAGCUAUCCCCGUAUCAUUCCAACGUAUUCUUCACCCAUGUCUACGUCCAUGUGGACAACCAGCGCUCCUUCUUUAGCAGCGCUUGCUUCGGGACUUACCGUUCAACCGCCUCCAGCCAACGGCCACACGUCUGAACGACCCUCCGAAUACAAAAAUAAUGUGAAUGGCCGACCUACUUUACGGCGCAAAAAUUCGCUCGAAUCCGUGAGCUCCGUUAUGACAGCCACCAGCGCUUCACUGCAACGUCAGAAAAUGACAGCCGCUGUACAACGCUGCGGUGACUAUGGAAAUCAUUUGUCGGAUAUUGUCGAUAUGCUUCUGACACUGAAACGCAUGGAACGGUCCCUGUGUCUAUUUAAUCGGGAUUUUCUGAUGGAAAAGAUUGAACUUGCUCUGGAAGCCUUGGAAGCUUUCAGCGAAGAUAGCGACAACGAAGAAGAAGUUCAAUUGCACAAAUCACCUCCCAGAUCACCUUUAAAAACAAACAAGCCUGCCGAGAUACCAACAUCACCUAAACAGCAGGAGCAACUAUCCCCCUUGCCAACCGUAUCAGCCGUAACCACACCAACAAUAUCCGCACCAGCCGCGGUACCAGCAGCCAGUUUCUUAACGCCCGAAAAUGAAGAAGCGGUCGCUGCCAUCAUUGCAUCGUUGGAGGGUAAAUUGGUCCAUGAGCAAAAGCAGCUCUUGGGCGAUCAUUUGUUCCCCUUGGUGAAGAGCACGGGCGUGAAACAAGCGCCAAAGAUCACCAUUCGCUUAUUGGACACCAUUGAUCUGAAGGAAUUGGCUCGUCUCAUGUUUGACAAGGCAGCAUUGAAAGACCGAGUCGAUGUCGCAUCCUGGGAAUUGAAAUAAUACCUUUGUGAAGUUACCCAUUCUUUUUCGGUUUGAUUACUUUUUCGGGGGGGAGAGGGGAAGAGGAGGCGGCGGUUUUUGUUUCGAUUGUUUUUAUUACU
Molecule: messenger RNA, 2508 nt
Organism: Radiomyces spectabilis
Lineage: Eukaryota; Fungi; Mucoromycota; Mucoromycetes; Mucorales; Radiomycetaceae
Exons: 11
Coding region: 281-2407 (708 amino acids)
Cellular component (GO): nucleus; cytoplasmic stress granule; cytosol
Molecular function (GO): mRNA 3'-UTR binding; poly(A) binding; poly(U) RNA binding
Source: RefSeq, a predicted model, not a curated record